GUUGGAUUGCAUAUCCUUUUGGCCUCUUCCGUUCAUUCCUCGAAGUGGAGGGUGUAGAGACGUGGCAAUGUUUUCUUGAGCAAGAAGACCUGUAGAGAUAAACCGCGGGGGCGGUGGUGAGUUUGCAGAAGAUUCCUCUGAGCACAGACGAGAGACAGAGAGGGAGAGAGCAAGGAGUCAUUUUGUUGAGUUCGUGAUACUUUUUUAAGUCAUCCGGGGGACGCCUCCUCACUGCUUUUUCCCUAUCUUCUGCUCCAGUUGAGGAGGGUGGCUGCGUAUUCUUCUUCCUUUACUUUUUCUUGAAGGAUCUUCUGGUGGGAUUGCGACUGCUAUUUUGGCGUUUUGGUUGGUGAAAGAUUGGAUUUUGACGCGUAAGUCCUUCAAAUAUUGAAGUUUCCCUUCACAUCUCGGAGAAAAGUUGCCUUUUUUAGGGGCGAGGGGAGUGUGCGCAGGGGGAGUGAGGUUUUCUGGCGAUUUCUAGUGUUCUCGAAGUGGGUUUGUGAGGAGCACUUAGGAGAAGAAGUCAGAUAUGGCCGGAGCAGCGCCGCCGCCGAAGCAGGACGAGUUAGUGCCACAUCCGGUGAAGGACCAACUGCCCAAUGUUUCCUUCUGCAUUACCAGUCCUCCUCCUUGGCCUGAAGCGAUUCUUCUUGGUUUCCAACAUUACCUGGUUAUGCUGGGAACUACUGUUAUCAUCCCCACAGCACUUGUUCCCCAGAUGGGUGGAGGAAAUGAUGAGAAAGCAAGGGUAAUCCAGACAUCGCUGUUUGUGGCUGGUAUUAACACUCUUUUCCAAACGUUCUUCGGAACUCGCUUGCCGGCUGUGAUGGGAGGGUCAUACACCUUUGUCAUGCCUACCAUAUCUAUAAUCUUAGCGGGGCGUUACAAUGAUAUCGUGGAUCCUCAUGAGAAAUUCCUGCGUAUCAUGCGUGGAACCCAGGGUGCACUAAUUGUGGCUUCGACACUUCAAAUUAUUAUUGGCUUCAGCGGGCUUUGGCGCAAUGUAACAAGAUUUUUAAGUCCACUGUCGGCGGUUCCUCUGGUCGCACUAGCUGGGUUUGGGCUCUAUGAGCUUGGUUUUCCGGGGGUUGCCAAAUGUGUCGAGAUUGGCCUGCCGGUGAUUGUUCUGUUAGUGAUAUUCUCACAGUAUCUUCCUCACGCUAUGCAUUCAGAGAGGCAUGUCUUUGACAGAUUUGCUGUCAUAUUUUCAAUUGUGAUUGUAUGGCUAUAUGCAUACUUGCUCACAGUUGGUGGGGCAUAUAGACAUUCCCCGCCAAAGACACAACUGCAUUGCCGUACUGAUCGUUCUGGUCUUGUUGGUGGUGCUCCUUGGAUAAGAGUCCCAUAUCCAUUUCAAUGGGGAGCACCAACUUUCGAUGCUGGUGAGGCUUUUGCAAUGAUGGCAGCUUCAUUUGUGGCCCUUGUAGAGUCCACUGGUACUUUUAUGGCUGUCGCAAGGUAUGCAAGUGCAACACCAGUUCCUCCUUCAGUUCUCAGUCGAGGCAUUGGUUGGCAGGGUAUCGGUAUCUUGUUGGAUGGAUUAUUUGGAACUGCAAAUGGUUCAUCAGUAUCAGUUGAAAAUGCUGGUUUGCUGGCAUUGACACGGGUCGGCAGUCGGAGGGUUGUGCAAAUAUCUGCAGGAUUCAUGAUUUUCUUUUCCAUUCUUGGGAAAUUUGGAGCAGUUUUUGCAUCCAUUCCUGCACCAAUUUUUGCAGCUCUUUACUGUCUUUUCUUUGCAUAUGUUGGUGCUGCAGGUCUUAGUUUCCUUCAGUUCUGCAAUCUUAACAGCUUCCGAACUAAAUUCAUCUUAGGAUUCUCUGUUUUCAUGGGUUUGUCGGUUCCACAGUACUUCAACGAAUACACUUCUGUUGCUGGUUAUGGUCCGGUCCACACUGGAGCAAGAUGGUUCAACGAUAUCAUUAAUGUGAUAUUCUCUUCGAAGCCAUUUGUGGCGGGCUUUGUGGCAUUUCUCCUGGACAAUACCCUCCAUCGCCAUGACAGUGCUGUAAGGAAAGACAGAGGUUUUCAUUGGUGGCACAAGUUCCGAUCCUUCAUGGGCGACACUAGAAGUGAGGAAUUCUACUCAUUGCCUUGUAAUCUCAAUAAGUUCUUUCCAUCAGUGUGAGCUUCAUGGACUAACAAUUGUUCGCGAUACAUCACAUAUUGUCCUUUUGGAGAGGUUUUGGGUCAUGUUCUAGUGGAUCUCUCUUUGUUUUGGUCCAGGGGAAAACUUAUGAUAUAAAUGUAUCCUUGAGGAUUUGCCUGUUAAAAUUUACCUUUAAUAUAUGUUUAAUUUGUAUA
Messenger RNA from Musa acuminata AAA Group (dessert banana), 2301 nucleotides. RefSeq names its product nucleobase-ascorbate transporter 6-like. Gene Ontology annotation, biological process: transmembrane transport. The record is from RefSeq and is a predicted model, not a curated record. Gene Ontology annotation, molecular function: transmembrane transporter activity. Bases 530 to 2125 code for a protein of 531 amino acids. The transcript has 14 exons. Lineage: Eukaryota; Viridiplantae; Streptophyta; Magnoliopsida; Zingiberales; Musaceae. Gene Ontology annotation, cellular component: membrane.